Mya arenaria is the source of this 876-nucleotide messenger RNA. RefSeq lists its product as uncharacterized. The transcript is spliced from 3 exons. NCBI's taxonomy places the organism in Eukaryota, Metazoa, Mollusca, Bivalvia, Myida, Myidae. The record is from RefSeq and is a predicted model, not a curated record. Bases 1 to 876 code for a protein of 291 amino acids.
AUGAAGGUUCAGGGUUACAAAGAAAUUCCAUCAAUGCUGACAUGUACCAGCCUGCCGCAGCAGUGGGACAAACCGCGUGGGGAAAAAAAUAACACAGAGCCUGUUUCCCAAAUGGUCAUGUCCCGACCAACAAAUGUGAACAGAAAGCGACGCCCUGUCAUGGCCCAAUAUGUAGACAACAGGAAAAUCACAGCUGAGAAGGAUGAUAUCUCUGCUUUGAAGAAGUUGAAGUCAAACCCAGGAAGUCCCAAGCAGACCCAGGAAGUCCCAAGCAGACCCAGGAAGUCCCAAGCAGACCCAGGAAGUCCCAAGCAGACCCAGGAAGUCCCAAGCAGACCCAGGAAGUCCCAAGCAGACCUGGUAGUCCCAAGCAGACCCAGGAAGUCCCAAGCAGACCUGGUAGUCCCAAGCAGACCUGGUAGUCCCAAGCAGACCCAGGAAGUCCCAAGCAGACCCAGGAAGUCCCAAGCAGACCCAGAAAGUCCCAAGCAGACCCAGGAAGUCCCAAGCAGAUCUGGUAGUCCAAAGCAGACCCAGGAAGUCCCAAGCAGACCUGGUAGUCCCAAGCAGACCCAGGAAGUCCCAAGCAGACCCAGGAAGUCCCAAGCAGACCCAGGAAGUCCCAAGCAGACCCAGGAAGUCCCAAGCAGACCCAGGAAGUCCCAAGCAGACCUGGUAGUCCCAAGCAGACCCAGGAAGUCCCAAGCAGACCUGGUAGUCCCAAGCAGACCUGGUAGUCCCAAGCAGACCCAGGAAGUCCCAAGCAGACCUAGGAAGUCCCAAGCAGACCCAGAAAGUCCCAAGCAGACCCAGGAAGUCCCAAGCAGACCAAGGAAGUCCCAAGCAGACCUUGUAAGUCCCAAGCAGACCUGGUAG